This is a messenger RNA of Symbiodinium sp. CCMP2592, 930 nucleotides long. NCBI's taxonomy places the organism in Eukaryota, Dinophyceae, Suessiales, Symbiodiniaceae. The record is from the annotation of a GenBank genome assembly.
AUGUUCCUGAAGCAAGAGAAACUACACUUGCUCGGUCUUGUGCAAGAAGGUGACAGGUUUUUCAUUGUGGAGUGCAACAAGAAAGAUCAGAAGCAUGACGGGCGGCCAAAGUUGGAGGUGGAGCAGUCCAUAUUGAAAAGGAAGUACAGUCAUCUUCCUUCAACUCUUGCGAAGAAGCAGAUGGUCGCGGACAACGCGAAGUUCUGUGUGGAACUGGUGGGAAUGUUGAAAGACUUUUUGAACAAUCCGCCAGCACCGGUGUCUGUAUUCGAGAGCAUGAACGCUACAGUCUCCGAAGAUGAAGAUCGCCUUGCCUUUUUUGAGGCAUCCAACAUGCAGGCCGCCACGGAGUACAUGGCAGGAAGUGAAAGAAUCAUUUUGAUCUCCGACUGCACCUACCAGACAAACCAUCAAAGAUUGGUUCUUGGAAGUUUGGGACUUGCAGUACUUCACAAAGAUGACCAUGGAAAGGUGAGGUGUCGGUUUUGGCCUGUGGUGUUCAGUGUCUCUGAAGCUGAAGAUGAGAGUGCGUAUGAUCUCUUGUGCAAGGCUUUCAUUGACAAGACGGGUGUGAACCCGGCAAAGGUGAGCAACAUCUUUCUCGACGGCCAUGCGGGUGCGUUUGCAGCUAUGCAGCACUGCUUCACAGGUGCAUGCAUCCAUCGGGAUCUUCAACACGUGAAGAAGAACAUCAAGGAGAAUGCCUGCAAACUGCAAGACCGCAACUUGAAAACUUACAUCACCGACGUGGUCGAGUUUUCAGCGAAGCUUUCGCAACCCAGUCAGUUUCAUACCGUCUGGAAAGACACUGCUUGCAAGUGGAGUGGUGCUGUGUUGUGGAUUUUCGUUCGGCUCCCUCUACAGCAUGCUUCCGAUGAGACUGCUGACCCCUGUGCCCGUUUCGAGACGAAAACGAAGAUGCGCGAGUGA